Molecule: messenger RNA, 2892 nt
Organism: Pyricularia oryzae 70-15
Lineage: Eukaryota; Fungi; Ascomycota; Sordariomycetes; Magnaporthales; Pyriculariaceae
Exons: 1
Coding region: 1-2892 (963 amino acids)
Source: RefSeq, a predicted model, not a curated record
AUGCUUCGAACACACUCAUCAAAGUCCCGGCCGGAUAUCAAGCAACGAAAGUCAACAUCGCCCGCUCGCCCCGGUGGCGUGCAUCUUGAACACAUCGAAAUCGAGCAUGCUCGGCGGGACGCUCAUACAGCGGCCACAGAAGCGUUUGUCCGCAGUCAGCAGCGCAACAACGCCGCCGCCACGCCGUUGUUUCCAGAUCAGGCCCCAAAGCGGGCGAAUUCGACCCGCGAGGGAUUGAGGAGACAGCAGAGCGUAAGAUUUGUCUCAGAUCGCGAUGAAGGCAGUGAUAUUGAGCGGAUGGGAAGCCAUCGAUCAAAUAUGCGUGGUGGACUGGGUGCCUCGAGGAGCGGUAAGGAGCGGGGAGAAAUCCGCAACAAGGAAAACAUGAAACCACCACACGAGGGAGAUAUGGCUUCAUCGGAUGAGCCUGUUGUCUCCCAUCCGACCUCCAAGCUUGGUUUGCGAAGGUCCAAAUCCAUGAUAUCUGGCGUAGGCGAAUUGGGACCGGCACGUCCAGAGCGUACUUCCAGCGUCAAACGCUCAGGUCAGGCUCGAGGUCACGUCCGGAGCGACUCACCUCGGUCAUCAUCUGCUCGGAGAUCCAGCGAAACAAAUGAUACGAGCACCCUGAACCUGCGUGCUCCCAAGUCUAUGAGUUUUCUAUCGCCGUCAAGGCGAGAGAAUUCUCAGAAUGACUCGGUUAUCAGUAUGGAUUCAAGCCACAAAGAGAAGACGAACCUUGCAGAAGCACAGAGCAUCUACUCUCAACGAACCACGAUCUCUGGGCGGCUCAGGGCUGCUCCUUCCAUGCUAUUCCGUUCCGGCAGUAUACGGUCAAUUGGAUCCGGUCGACGCUCCAUGCGUAUCUCAAUGCGAGACGGUCUUGAUGAACACAUCCAGCUCGCACUUAGAGGGGCGGGGGUUGGAUCGCGGCAAUCCAGAAACUCGAGCUUGACAGGCAAAGCAAGAAAAGCUUCUCAGACCCUGAAGUCAAGGAUCAAGACACUGUUUGGCCGAGGCAGUAAGGACCAUGGAAAGGCUUUUGGUGUCGAAGCAUUUGAGAAGGCAACUGAAGCCGAUCAGCAGCACGAUGCUGCAUCCAACGCAGCCGCCUCUGUUCGUACGAGUCUGAGUCUGGGCGUCAGAAGUAUGCAAGAGGAGGGCACGCUUUCUCAAGUAUCGUCAAGAGUCCCCACUGUUCAAACUGUCAUUCAAGAGCAAAUGAUCCGGUCACGCAAGGGCAGCUUGGCCAGUCUGCAAAGCGAAUUCCGGAUGACGGCGUCGGAUGAUAUCUCAAGAGCUACCAGCUGGGGAAGUUCUGGCCAUUCGACUGUUGCGAGCCAGCAACAAGCCUGGAGUGAUUGGCAACAACAACGACUGUCAGUGAUCACGGAGAACACUGCAGGUGUGAUUUCGAUGCCUUCGCCAGAGGAUAGAGACGGAGAAGUUGUCAGUACUGAGCCGGCCGAAGAUAGGCGUGUAUAUUCUGCACUCGCCAAGCGACUUGCAGAAAGACAAAAGCUGGCCGAGGCUGGUUCCAAGGCCAAUGAUGAUUCAUCUGGAACCCAUAAUGACAGAGACAACCGAUCAGAGAGGCCAUUGAGCAGCAUAUACUCAACUGUUGGUGAGCCGGAAGGCGGCACAAUCAGAUGCGUGACAACCUCGACAGAGACGAUUGAGCUUUCUCAAACGAAGGCUCCGGUAAUCUCCAAGCUCGACAGCUCGGCCAAGGUGGCCAACCGCUGGACCGCAUCGAUAUCAUCACUCGAGUCGGCGGCAUCUGAAACCAAGCCAAAGCGACACGAAGCACGCUGCUCUACUCCCGAUCUGCCCAGCCUAGGGUUGCCGAGGUCGAACAGGAGCUCUGCGUUCUUUGGCAGCCCUACAUGCUAUCUGUUUAGGACAACAUCUCCGUAUCGUCGGGCUCUGAAGGAAAGUAACAAGGCGGCAUUGGCGGCGGCGGCGGCAGCGCAUGCUGUGCAACCGUCACAGCUGGCCAGGUCAGUCGAAUCCCUGAAACUGCCUGGCUCUAUCAUGUUCGGGCAGCCAUGGAACAUGGACGAAAAUGCUGAGUAUUCCGAGAGUGUCUAUUCGGGAGAUGAGACCAAUGACCAAUCCAACAUUUCCGGAUCCGACACGGCCAAAGAGGCAGUGAAUGGAGACGAUGAAUCACAGGUGUCGAAAAUGGCACCACACUUGUUCAGGCGCAAUAUGGCGACCUCGUCCGAGUCUAUCGACUGGAAGAGUUGGCUCGCGGCCAAUGUGAGCAAGUUGGAGAUGCAGCCUUCACCCGUUCAUGGCAAUGGUCCUGUUUCGUCCGAAUUUGGACAACCGGCCCAUCAGGGACAUAGACGGGAGGCGACACAGAUCUACGAUGAUGCGGAUGACGAGCACGUUGGUGAGUAUGCCAACAAACUCGUGACCGAACAUAGCAAUUCGGUGCACGCAGAACAGACGACACCGACGGAUGAGAAGCAGACGACGCCAUUGGGCGAGGUACAGCAAAACGCAACUCGGGCACCUUCCUACGAUGGACAAGCAACGUCGAGCAUAUUGGCAGAGAACCAGGCACCACGAACGCCGACUCCGGCAAAGUCAGGGCUGGCGCGAGCUCGAUCACUCUAUCGUAGACGUACCAGCGCGGACGGAUCCCCUUACCGACCGCAGGCUCCAGCAUCUGUCAAGUUGGUAAGAAGGCGCACAGCUGCACUUGACGCGGCAAGUCCGAAAAAGUUGGGCCUGGACGACAUGGCACAGCAGACGGCAGCAAAAUCUGAGGUUGAACGCGAGAAGAUCACGGCAACAGCCAGUACGAGAAUGGUUGACUUGUUCCUUAGCAGCAGGCGGAGGCGGAUGGCGAGCAGUAAGGAUCCCGGCGAUGCUUUUAUUUGA